Messenger RNA from Tilletiopsis washingtonensis, 874 nucleotides. RefSeq lists its product as hypothetical. Lineage: Eukaryota; Fungi; Basidiomycota; Exobasidiomycetes; Entylomatales. The record is from RefSeq and is a predicted model, not a curated record. Bases 340 to 792 code for a protein of 150 amino acids. The transcript has a single exon.
AGGCGUAGCCUUGCUGCGGCGAGGCUUGGGCGUAGGAGGAGGAGAAGGGGUAGCUCAUGCUGGGCGCAGUGGCGCGGCGGCCGGUUGCGAGGAAGUGCGCGCGGAGAGAGGGCGCAAGGCGAGGCUGCGGACGUGAGAGCGCCUAGAGAGCGACGAGUGGUGGUGAAGUCGAGUUGUGGACUGGAGCUGAGAUGGCCAAGGGCGAGGUCGAGGUGAGGACCGACGGCCCGUGAGGCGCUGCAGGGCCCAGCACACAGGCGUGAGGCGGUGCCGUGCCGCGCCGCAUGACCGGCGCCGCCGCCGAGGUGGAGCUCGCCCCUCUGAGCGGCUGCUGCUGCGAUGCGCGGGGCUGUGCCGCCGCGCUGCCAAAGUCGCCGCCUGCACCGCCAAAAGGCGCAUGACGCGGCUGAGAUGCGGCGGGCGCCACGCUGCUGCGGCUGCCUGCGCCCGCUCGCCAACGCCUGCGCUAAGGCGUUGCAAGAUGUUCAAUCGCGGCACCGACGAUCUCGCAACGGUGCGCGCUCAAGACGAGGGGCGCUUCAAGCUCGCCGACGAGGAGCAAGCGUGAAGCUCGAGGCUGGGCCUCGCCGUCGAGCUCGGCGGACAGGCAGGCCUGCGGUCUCGCAAGGGCCGACGGACGCGGGCAUGCGCGUCUGGUGCUGGCACAGCCGCACCUCGCCCUCUUGUUCCCCCGCUCUUCAGGGGCCAUGCCUUGCAUCGGGCGAGCGGCGCGAAGCAGCUCACUUUCCAAGGCACUCUCCUGGCGGGAGCUUGGCUGCCUGCCUGCUGUGAUGCUGCGAGGGCGAAAUUGGCCUCGCUCCUCUACCGGCCUGCGCUGACUGGGCGCCCAGGAGUGGAGAAAGAGGAGACUCGC